Closterium sp. Naga37s-1 is the source of this 3675-nucleotide messenger RNA. NCBI's taxonomy places the organism in Eukaryota, Viridiplantae, Streptophyta, Zygnematophyceae, Desmidiales, Closteriaceae. The record is from the annotation of a GenBank genome assembly.
AUGCUUGUUGGGUCAACGGAUACCAGCCACCUUCCCGUCCCUUUCCCGCCCUCGCCCUCGCCAUCCCCCAGUCUCAUCACCCCUCCUUCUCGACCUGCUGUUACCGCCCUUUCUCCCUUCGCCCCACUCCCCUCCUCGAGCGUUAUGCCUGCCGGAGAGAAUCUGCGUGUAAUCCAACACGUGCAAGCAGCGCUUCCAUUGGAGCACGUGAGGAUCGCUCGCGUCGCCCCGCCGUCUCCCCCUCUUCCCUCGCCCUUUUCCCUCCCUAAUCUCCUUUCCGCCCCCUCGCCUUCGCCCCCGUUCCCGCCCCCCUGUCCCCACAACUCUGCUUAUUUCCCCUCCCUCGGAUCCUCUCACGCGGCCUGCUUAUAUCCCCAAUCCGCUCCCCGCCCCAGUCCUCCCCACCCUCCCCCUUCCUUUCCCGUCUCCACUUGCACUGAUUGUUGCACCUGCAGUGGUUUGCAGCAACCCGCCGCCACCCAGUUGACUUCUUUCCUCCCCCCUCCCCCCCAUCCGCCUCUCUUGGCCUCAAUCCCUUACUUCCUCAACAUGUCCUCCUUGCCUCCCCUGCCUGCCUGCUUUUCCUCUUCCCCCCCCUCUGCACUCCCCCUUCUCUCCUCUCCCCUCUCCCCUCACACCGUGCCACUGUGCCUCAGAUCACCCCUCCCCUCAUCUUCCCUUCCCCUCAUCUUCCCUUCCCCUCAUCUUCCCUUCCCCUCAUCUUCCCUUCCCCUCAUCUUCCCUUCCCCUCAUCUUCCCUUCCCCUCAUCUUCCCUUCCCCUCAUCUUCCCUUCCCCUCAUCUUCCCCGUUCUCCCCUCAUCUUCCCCGCUCUCCCCUCAUCUUCCCUUCCCCUCAUCUUCCCCGUUCUCCCCUCAUCUUCCCCGCUCUCCCCUCAUCUUCCCUUCCCCUCAUCUUCCCCGUUCUCCCCUCAUCUUCCCCGUUCUCCCCUCAUCUUCCCCGCUCUCCCCUCAUCUUCCCUUCCCCUCAUCUUCCCAGGCAGGCAGGAAGGCAGGCGCGAAGGAAUCGCCACGAUCCGAACAUCCUCUCUCGCGCUCUCCUUCUGCCCCUCGUCCUUGCUGGCGAAGGUGCUCGCGUCUUUCGAGGCGCCUCAACCGGCGGCGACGGUGGUGGGCGGCGCUGCCCUCCUCCGCCGUGGACGAGGCGCGGGCGCCAUGCUCGCAUGCUGCCUGAUUCAUUCGCGCGGAGGUACGUGCGGCGCUACCCUCCGUCGCCACAGACGAGGAGGGCAGGGCGUGGUGGGGAGGGCAGGGCGCGGUGGGGAGGGCAGGGCGCGGUGGGAAGGGCAGGGCGCGGUGGGGAGCGAGGAUGGGGAGGGAAGGGCGCAGUGGGGAGGGGGGAAGGUGGGGAGGGGAGGGCGCAGUGAGGAGGGGGGAAAGUGGGGAGGGGAGGGCGCAGUGGGGAAUGGGGAAGGUGGGGAGGGGAGGGCGCAGUGGGGAGGGAGGAAGGUGGGGAGGGGAGGUGCAGUGGGGAGGGGGGAUGGUGGGGAGGGGAGGGCGCAGUGGGGAGGGGGGAUGGUGGGGAGGGGAGGGCGCAGUGGCGAGGGGGGAAGGUGGGGAGGGGGAGGCGCAGUGGGGAGGGGGGAAGGUGGGGAGGGGAGGGCGCAGUGGGGAGGGGGGAAGGUGGGGAGGGGAGGGCGCAGUGGGGAGGGGGGAAGGUGGGGAGGGGAGGGCGCAGUGGGGAGGGGGGAAGGUGGGGAGGGGAGGGCGCAGUGGGGAGGGGGGAAGGUGGGGAGGGGAGGGCGCAGUGGGGAGGGGGGAAGGUGGGGAGGGGAGGGCGCAGUGGGGAGGGGGGAAGGUGGGGAGGGGAGGGCGCAGUGGGGAGGGGGGACAGUCGCGGCGCUGCCCUCCGCCGCGUCGGGCAAGCCACCACCUUUGCUGCCCGCCAUCAAGCACAAGGUGCAGCGUGCGAAGGCGUUUGUACAACAGGGGCUGAGGAGGGGAGCGAGGAGGGGCGCGAGGAGGGGAGCGAAGAGGAGUGAGAAGGAGGAAAGUGAGGAGGUGAGUGAGGAGGAGAAGUUGAGGGUGUGUUGGAGAAAGGAGGAGAGGGGAGAAGGGGAGGUGCAGGCGAGGGAGGGGAGAGGAGAGUGUGGGGUUGGGGGAGGGGAGGGCGUGGGGGAGAUUGUCAUAGAGGACACGGGAGGGGAGCAGGUCGAUGCGAUCAAAGAGACUGAGAAAAAGGGGAGGGGGGCGCGAACAGGGAGAGCGUUGGGGAGGAGGAGAGCAGAGAGGAGGAAAGUAGAGAGGAGGGAGACGAGGGUGGUGAGGAGGGAGAGAAGGAAAAGGAGCAACAAGGUGGAGAGCUGGGAGUUGCUGGGUGAACAGGAGUGGCAAAGAACUGAGGAGGACGAAGCUGCCAGGAAGGAGGAGAGGAGAAUGUCAGGGAUGACGUCAUCAGAUUGGAGGGAGGGGAGCAGCAGCAGGCAGCAGAGAGCCAAGGGGCGAUCGAGUAGGGGGGGAGAGGCCGGGUGUGUGCGUUGGGGGGGGGGAGGGCAGGUGCGUGCGGUGGGGGGAAAGGGCAGGUGCGCGGUGGGGGGAAAGGGCAGGUGCGCGGUGGGGGGAAAGGGCAGGUGCGCGGUGGGGGGAAAGGGCAGGUGCGCGGUGGGGGGAAAGGGCAGGUGCGCGGUGGGGGGAAAGGGCAGGUGCGCGGUGGGGGGAAAGGGCAGGUGCGCGGUGGGGGGAAAGGGCAGGUGCGCGGUGGGGGGAAAGGGCAGGUGCGCGGUGGGGGGAAAGGGCAGGUGCGCGGUGGGGGGAAAGGGCAGGUGCGCGGUGGGGGGAAAGCCACACAAGUGCCCCAGGCGCCUCAAAGGGCGCCAACGGUGGUGGGCGGCGCUGCCCUCCGCCGCGUCGGACAAGGUGCGGUCGCCGGAUGAGGUGCAAAGGGAGGGCGCAGUGGGUAGGGGAGGGCGCAGUGGAGCACAUAUUCCCUUCCCGUCACUCGCAUUUCCCCUGCGACUCGUCCGCAUUUCCCUUUCCGUCGCCCACGCGUACUCCCCUCUUGUCGCCCACGCUCACUCCCCUCCCGUCGCCCACGCUCACUCCCCUCCCGUCACCUUCGCUCACUCCCCUAUCGCCGCCACGCUCACUCCCCUCCCGUCGCCCACGCUCACUCCCCUCCCGUCGCCCACGCUCACUCCCCUCCCGUCACCUUCGCUCACUCCCCUAUCGCCGCCACGCUCACUCCCCUCCCGUCGCCCACGCUCACUCCCCUCCCGUCGCCCACGCUCACUCCCCUCCCGUCACCUUCGCUCACUCCCCUAUCGCCGCCACGCUCACUCCCCUCCCGUCGCCCACGCUCACUCCCCUCCCGUCGCCCACGCUCACUCCCCUCCCGUCACCUUCGCUCACUCCCCUCCCGUCGCCCACGCUCACUCCCCUCCCGUCACCUUCGCUCACUCCCCUCCCGUCGCCCACGCUCACUCCCCUCCCGUCGCCCACGCUCACUCCCCUCCCGUCACCUUCGCUCACUCCCCUACCGCCGCCACGCUCACUCCCCUCACGUCGCGUGGGGGAACUCCCCAUCCAUCGCCCACGCGCGUUUCCCCUUCCGUCGCCCACGCGAACUCCCCUCCCGUCGCCCACGCUAACUCCCCUUCCAUCGUGUACACCCAUCCCUCUCCUCCUCAUCCCUCAUGUCCCCGUCCCUCACCUCCCUAA